CUAGCGCGCUUCUUACACCCCCCAGUUCCUUGUUACCAUCAGGUGACGCUGUAUUUACAAACCGUAACGGAUUUUUUUUUUUUUUUUUUUUUACAUCGAACAAAACAUUAAAAAAUUUUAAGGGGAAAAGGGGGGGAUUUUUUUUUUUAAAAAACUAUUAUUAUUAUUUUUAUUUUAAUAAUUUCGAGAUGAGCUCGAUAGAGGUGAAAAAAUUAAAAGUCACCGAGCUGCGGGCCGAACUGCAGCGGCGAGGCCUGGACACGCGCGGGCUGAAGGCCGACCUCAUCGAGCGCCUGCGGGCCGCUAUCGACGCAGGCGAGGCCGAGGAGGAAGCGCGGCCUGUGGAAGAGGGGCCUGUGGAAGAGGGAGCCGGGCCGAAAGAGGAGGGGGAGGGCGGCGGAGUGGAGGUUACGGCCCCCGCUGAGGCCAUAGAAGAGGCCGGCAAGGCUGCGAAAGCGGAAAAGGUGACACCACAGCCGCCAGAAGCACCGAAAUGUGCGGGGCUGGAGUCUUUGCCACAGCCGGUAAGGAAAGCCGAGACUCCAGCCCCAGCGGCAGGGAAGUCGGCGGCUACCUUCGACGUGCAGCCGGCAGAGAAAGAACCGCCGGCGGCGCCGAAGCCUACCCCGCUCCCCGUGACCGUAACGCAAGCGAAACCCGACCGGACUGCGGGCAGUACUGAACCGGAGACCACCAAACCGAAACCCGGGGCCGAGGAGGAGACCGUACCGAAAACCGCGCCGGCGGAACAGAGGAAGGACAACGCGGCGAAACCCGGCCAGGCCUGCCCUGCUGAACCCGAGCCGGGGGCCGCGGUGACCAAACAAGCGGCACCCCCGCCGCUGAAAAGCAGCGGCGCCGAUCAGCGGGAAGCGGUCCCGGCUGAAGAGCACGCCCAAGAGCCGCGGAAUGCCAGCCCGUCGACCGAGGCAAACGCAGCCGCUGCCGGGGUCCCCUCCAAGGAAAGCGGGCCGCUGAACGGGGAACAGGGGAAGGUCCAGGCCGGGCGCGGCGACCGUGGAAAGGACGAGGACUGCGCGGCGGAGGCGGAGGCCGAGCCCGGGAGCGAGGAGUCCGGGGGGUCGGAUAUGGAACACGACCGAGAGAAGGGCUGCGAGGCGCCGGGUCAGAGUGAGGAUGGGGAGCGCAAGGGGGUGAAGAGACCCCGAGAGGAGAGGGGACGCGGCUACUACGAGUUCAAAGAGGAGGUCAACUACAACAGGGCCAAGUCCCCGGAGCCCGAGGAAGAGGAGCUGGAUGAAGACGUGGAUGAGAAUCAGGUCUGCUUCGACAGCUAUAACUGUGACCUGCACUUCCAGGUCGGUCCAGACCGGUACAGCGGGCAGCCUGUGUUCCCCGACCGCUUUCCCUACCUGUGGUCAGGCAGCCGGGUCACCCACGGGGCGAGAGGGGGCAAGACCGGCUUCGAGGCGAAGGUAACGAAGAAGCUGCCAGCGAAGGACCUCCCUGCGGAGGACCCUGAGACUCACAUCAUGAGGGUGGGCUGGUCAGUGGACUGCUCCAGCCUGCAGCUCGGAGAGGACGAGCUCUCGUUCGGGUUCGACGGCCGGGGGAAGAAAGUGGGGUGCGGUCAGAUUGAGGAUUUCGGGGAGCCCUUCACGGAGAACGACGUCAUCGGCUGCUACGCGAGCUUCGAGCCCGACGCGGUGGAGCUCUCCUUCCAGAAGAACGGCUCUGAUCUGGGGGUGGCUUUCCGGGUGAGCAGGGCCUCCCUGGGGGACCGGGCCCUCUUCCCUCACCUGCUGUGCAAGAACUGCGCCGUGGAGCUCAACCUGGGCCAGCUGGAGGCGCCCUGGCACCCCACUCCCCCCGGCUUCAACCUGAUUCACUGCACCCCCCCACAGGAGCGCAGCCGCGCCUCUCUGCCCCCCAAAUCCAAGGAGGAAUGCCAGGUGGUGAUGAUGGUGGGGAUGCCCGGAGCUGGGAAGACUCAUUGGGCCCGCACCCACAUGGCAGAGAACCCAGACAAGCGCUACAACGUACUGGGAACCAGUAACAUCCUGGCACGCAUGAGGGGUCUCCAGCCCCAGCCUGAUCAGAAGGAGGUAUUCCUGCAGCACGCCACGCAGUGCCUCAGCCAGCUGAUCCAAAUCGCAGCACGCAAGAGAAGGAACUACAUCCUGGACCAGGCGAAUGUGUACAGCUCUGCCCAGCGGCGCAAGCUUCUCCGGUUCCGGGGCUUCUCUCGCAGGGCGGUGGUGGUGUGUCCCAGCGACGAGGAGUGGAAGAGGAGGCUGAGCAAACACCAGCGAGAGGAGGGAGAGGAGGUGGCAGAGACAUCGCUGCUCAAAGUCAAGG
Acipenser ruthenus (sterlet) is the source of this 2319-nucleotide messenger RNA. Its product is annotated as heterogeneous nuclear ribonucleoprotein U-like protein 1. The record is from RefSeq and is a predicted model, not a curated record. Gene Ontology annotation, molecular function: protein binding. NCBI's taxonomy places the organism in Eukaryota, Metazoa, Chordata, Actinopteri, Acipenseriformes, Acipenseridae. Gene Ontology annotation, cellular component: membrane.